AUGGCGCAGCGGAGGGCGGCGGAGAGCGGGCCUUGCCAAACGGCGGCGGAGAGCGCCAGGCACCAGCGGCAGCUUCUAGAAGGGAAAGCUCAGGCAGAAGGUGGAUCAGCUCGGACAUCACUUCUCAUUUUAGUGUCCAUCUUCUUAUCAGCUGCUUUCCUUAUGUUCCUGGUAUAUAAAAAUUUCCCACAACUUAGUGAAGAAGAAAGAGAAUGUAUAAAGGUUCCUAGAGAUAUGGAUGAUGCAAAGGCCUUGGGAAAAGUCCUGUCCAAAUAUAAGGACACAUUUUAUGUUCAAGUAUUAGUGGCUUAUUUUGCCACAUAUGUUUUCUUGCAAACGUUUGCUAUUCCUGGGUCUAUAUUUCUCAGUAUCCUGUCAGGGUUUCUUUAUCCCUUUCCGCUGGCCUUAUUUCUUGUUUGUCUGUGCUCAGGACUUGGAGCUUCAUUCUGCUAUAUGCUUUCAUACCUAGUGGGACGUCCUGUUGUAUACAGAUAUUUAACAGAAAAAGCAGUAAAAUGGUCACAACAGGUUGAACGACACAGAGAACACCUCAUUAACUACAUAAUAUUUUUGAGAAUAACACCUUUUCUUCCCAAUUGGUUUAUCAAUAUAACAUCUCCUGUAAUUAACGUGCCAUUGAAAGUAUUUUUCAUUGGCACUUUUCUAGGUGUGGCACCACCGUCUUUUGUAGCCAUUAAGGCAGGAACAACGCUGUACCAACUUACAACAGCAGGGGAAGCUGUUUCCUGGAACUCUGUUUUUGUUCUCAUGAUUCUAGCCAUCCUCUCCAUCCUACCAGCUGUCUUCCAGAAGAAACUGAAACAGAAGUUUGAAUAAGGAUCAAACUGGACCAGAAUUUCCCAUACUUCAUCUCAGGAUCAGCACUUCUGAUAUUUGUAUAUUCGGUUUUCUAUUGGAUCUUAAGCAAUUAAAGGGAAGGCUUGUGAUUGAUAAGAAUGUCUUUAAAUGAACACGUGGCCUAAAAUUGAAGGAACUGUGUUCAGAAAUGUACUGCAUAUAGUUUUGUAACCAAACCAUCAGUGUUUUACUUUGGGAGGGUGUGUGUCUGGCCCUCAGGAUGAGGGAAGUGAAAACACAGAUGUAACAUUUUGCUCUGAUUAUAUGCAGAGCAAAAAUUAUAAUGUAGACGUAAACUACAGAUAAUGCUCUCUAAAACUUGCAGGAAAAAACACUGAAUUAUUCAGGCCAAUUUUGUAACAUUCUCUGUAGGCUUGCAUGUGAUCUGGUCUGAGUACAUUUCUCAUCAACAAUAUUUCUCUUCUUUUUUUUUUUUUUUCCUUUGGGAGUUCCAAAAUAAUAGCAUAACAUAAUAACGGUGCUCACUCAGAAACAAAGGUUUUUCGCAGUACUUUAACUACAAUGAUAUUCUCAUCCUGAUUGUUUACUUCUAUUUAUUAGUGCUUUGUGGAUUUAAAUACUUGAACCUACAUCUGCUAUACUAACUGGAUUAACAAAAGCAAGGUGUCACAUCAUUCCCUUUUGUCCUCUGUAAAGUUUUAUUCUGGGAGAGGAUAUAGGAAGGGAGAGAGCAGGUUAGAAUUUUUAUCAUGGCUGGGUGAUGAUUUUGAAGUUCUAAUUUUUAAUUUUUUCAUGUUGAUUAUUUUGCCAGUAUUUCACUUGCAUAGAUUUAUCCUGCCAAUUGAAGAAAGUGAUCGUAUGAUUAUAUAAAACUUUCAGUUCUCCAGUGAUUUAAAAAUGUUUAACUUCAAGCAGUGUAAUAUUACAAUUUCUCAAGCAAUAUGUAAAGAGUAUAAAAUUUUCCAUUGCAGCUCGAUGAGCUAGAAGAAAUGUCAGGUACACAAAUUGGUGCAGCUCUUAUUAAAGAGCUAAUUAAAGAGCUAAUUCCAAAUAAUGUUGAAAGCAUCACGUAACAGAAGGCUCUUGUGUCAGUGUAUAUAAAAUUGAGAGGAUGAUUCCAUUGUCUGGUAAGUCAGUAACUGGCAAUGGGCAGCCAGCUAUGAUUCACCUUUAGGUAGAAGUAUAUAUAUUCAUUCAAUAAGGUAUAUGAUACCUCCCCUUGUAUGCGUAUAACUGUUGUAGCUUGUUGUGUUGUCAGUGGAAUUCCAUAAAAUGAGGCCCUGAUCAGCAAGGAACUGGGGUGUGCGUUUAAGUUUUAUCCUACUGAAACCAGUGCUGCUUACAUGCUUUUAAGUUGGUGCCCCUGAAUAACUUGCUGAAAUGGGAGUUGACACAUUAGCAUAUGCUCCAAUUCAAGGGUUUAUUUGUCUGUAUCCUCAUGUUAACUUAUCAUAUGAUAGAUCAUUGAGAUGUAAGAGAACAGUUCCAUGAAUGUGAUAAUGUGAAAGGUACUGGUACCUUUAAAAGGUUUUGUUCUUUUUGUAACAUAAUGUUAAUUGACUCCUUCAUUUCAUCACAGUAUUACAUGUAAAUAUAUAGUAAAUAUUACUGGUACGCUCUUUGUCUUUUAUUUAAAUCUGGGCUGCACAGUAAGUGGUAUUUUUUACAUAGGUAGGUAAAGGAAUACAUAUCACUUCUGUUUGCAAGUUUCUUGUAAAAUCAUUUAGCUUCAGCAAUUGUUUUGUUAUUUAGAAUUUAUUCUAAAAGUGUACUUUACUGGCAUUUAAAACUGAACAGUGAUUAUUUUUAUUGCUGCAGUUCUAAUCUCAGAGGUCAUCUACCCAGGGGACUUAUUCCACAGUAGACUUAAGUGUGAAUUUAGCUGUUGCAAGCAAGUGUCCCCUGGACUAUUGAGUGUGAAGUUGCUGUAGAUUUACAGCCUACUUUUCUGCAUAGCUAAUUUUUCAUGCAGAUGAACUCUCAGAAUAAAUUACCUACUACUUAUUGUCCAGUGGCUUUUCUCAAAAUUUGUCUCAAUUUCUGGUCGAUAACAGAUGGUGUUGUAAAAUCCCUUCUAUGCUAUAUUAAGCCAAUGUUUUGGUGGAACCUUGACACUAAAGAAGGAACUGAACUAUGUUUCAAUUUAAUGUGAAUCAUGCUAUCGCUUGACAUUUUCACUGAGUUACAUUUCACUGUGUAGAUGGGAUCAGGCUAUGUUACUGAAAAACCUGUUGUGUUUCAGCCAUAGACUGGGUUCCCAUCACAGUGGCUAAAAGCCUUAAGACCUUAAAAAGGUUGAAAAUAAAGUUCCUUCCUUUUGCAGAACCUUAGCGUUUUUUUAACCUGUCCCUUCUGUGUUUAUCUUCAGCUGCUGAUGGCCUCAGGCAGUUUCCUACCCCAUGAAGACUACUUCUGAGGGUUGUGAAGAGUAAGGAAGGCCUUGUGAAACAGGCAAAAAAGCACUGUGCUGUGGAAUACUGUACUAGCCUACUCUUUCCUCUAGGGAAUCCAGCAAGUGAUCCAAGAGAUAGCCAUAACAUUUUGACAGGAAAACAGUGGCUACCAUGAAACAAACUGGGAAAUUGGGAAGAUGUAGCUUUGUUUUUUAAUGACAAGGAAUUUUUAGCUGUUAGGUGACCUGUUUAGCUUUUGGAAUUUGUGAUACCUGCAUGAUAUCAUUACUAAAUGUCUCUUGCCAUUUGAUAAUAAAGCUAUUAUAUAAAACACGAAACGUAUUUUUGAGUACAAUGAAGUAUGCUGAACUUCCCACUAAGCUUAAUUUUUUAUUAACCUGUUUAAAAGGGAUGAGUUCUUAAAUGGUAUUUUUAAUGACUGAUUAAAAAUUAAACUGAGCUGAUCACA
Molecule: messenger RNA, 3681 nt
Organism: Gymnogyps californianus (California condor)
Lineage: Eukaryota; Metazoa; Chordata; Aves; Accipitriformes; Cathartidae
Gene: TMEM41B
Product: transmembrane protein 41B
Exons: 7
Coding region: 1-837 (278 amino acids)
Cellular component (GO): endoplasmic reticulum membrane
Source: RefSeq, a predicted model, not a curated record